ACAUUAGAACCUUAUACUUCAUUUUUGGUGCCUGAACUGGACAAAAGAAGAAUUGAAAACGUUGCAGGAACAGGAUUAACAGUAUAUUCACCUUUAUCAACGGGAAUUUCCCACACAGGAGCAUCAAUUGAUUUAGCAAUGUUUUCAUUACAUUUAGCAGGAAUUGAAUCAAUUUUAGUAGCCAGGGAGAAGGUUGCAUUUGGUACUCUCGGAAUAAUAUAUGCCAUAUUACCUAUUGAAUUAUUAGUUUUUUUUUGCAUGAGCCAUCAUAUAUUUACCGUUGGUAUAGAUGAAGUUACUCUAAUAUACUUCUGUUCAGCAACUAUAAUUAUUGCUGUACCAACAGGAAUGACUAACAAUAAAUCCAAAAUGAUUAAAAAUACAAUAUAUAGUAAUAUUUAUGUGAGUAAAUUUAACAUUAUUUCCUCAACACUUUCUCGAUAA
This is a messenger RNA of Gryllus bimaculatus (two-spotted cricket), 444 nucleotides long. The record is from the annotation of a GenBank genome assembly. Lineage: Eukaryota; Metazoa; Arthropoda; Insecta; Orthoptera; Gryllidae.